CAUACAGAUGAAAUUCGUCCUUUUUACUUUGUUCCUUUGUGGAUCCAUCCUGGAAAUCAAUGCAGAACGUGGUUUACAAAAACCAAUAGAGCCUAGGUCAUCCCCAACAAUAAGAUCCGUUGUGGCAUGUGAGGAAUCAAUGGCUGGAUUAGUGUGUGAAAAUGAGCCUAUCACUGUGAUCAGUGCUACAUAUGGACGUAGCGAUCAGACGACGUGCUCCAAUGGGAUACCUGACGACCAGACAAAGAAUACUGAUUGUGCUAUGAAGACAAAUUUAGUGGUUCAGAGGUGUGAGGGACAAUUUCUGUGCCCUGUCUUUGUCAGUAGCUCUGUGUUUGGAGAUCCCUGUGUCGGGACCUACAAGUACCUGGAGGUGAAAUACAUUUGUGAAUGUGAAAAAUCCGUCUGA
Poecilia latipinna (sailfin molly) is the source of this 409-nucleotide messenger RNA. Its product is annotated as L-rhamnose-binding lectin CSL3-like. The record is from RefSeq and is a predicted model, not a curated record. Lineage: Eukaryota; Metazoa; Chordata; Actinopteri; Cyprinodontiformes; Poeciliidae. Gene Ontology annotation, molecular function: carbohydrate binding. Bases 8 to 409 code for a protein of 133 amino acids. The transcript is spliced from 6 exons.